ACCGAUAAAUUUGCAGAAAUUGCUGAUAAAGUAACCAAAGAGUGUAUCAGAGACGACGACGAUGAGAGACAUGUCUCGAACGAACUCGACGACGACGACGAUGAUGAUGAUUUCGAAUUCUCUUUGGUACGCGGUGAUUCUGAUGUAACUGCAGAUCAGAUAUUCGGUCAAGUUCGUCAGGUUUUCCCGAUAUUCAAUCGCGAUCUUCUGAUUCGCGAUGAUCAGGAUCGUGAUGCGAAGCCUGAUGUAUCUACUCUGCGACUUCCUCUGAAGCAAUUGUUCAUUGAGGACCGCGACGAUCGUGAUUCUGUGUCGUCGUGUUCAUCUGAAGCGGACGAAUUGGAAGGCGUACCUUCGGGAACGUACUGUGUUUGGAGGCCCAAAGAGGUUGCAGGAUCUCCUAGUAGAUGCAAGAAGAGUAAUUCGACUGGAUCGGCAUCGAAGCGGUGGAAGUUACGAGAUUUGAUUCGUCGAAGCAACAGCGCAGGGAAAGACGCGUUCGUGUUUUUGACUCCGAAGAACACAGAGCAUAAGGCUGAGAAAAUCGAGCAUGUCGAGAAGGCGAAGGAAAGGCGGAACUCCGGCGAAGCCGUCAAGCUGAAGACGAAAGGCGGCGAGAAGGUGUCGCCGCCGUCGUCGGCGCACGAGGCGUUUUAUGUACGGAAUAGAGCGUCGAAGGAAGGAGAAAAGAGAAAGUCGUAUCUUCCGUAUAGGCAGGACCUUGUAGGGUUCUUUGCGAACGUCAAUGGAAUGGGAAAGUCCUUCCCUCCGUUCUAAAGAUCCCCUUUUUGCUCUGUUCUUCCCUUUCGUAGAGUUUAUAGAUACAUACAUAUAUAUUUUUUUACAAUCUCUAUUUUCAAAAAUUUCCAGUGAAUUAGUUUGUUCUGUUUUUCUUUUCUUUUCUUUUUUGUUUUAAAUAAUUUUUUUGUUUGUUCUUUAAUGAGAACUUAGUACAGAUGAUGUUAAUUACUUGUAUAUGUUAUGUAUUAUUAUAUUUACUAUUUCUCAUCA
This is a messenger RNA of Camellia sinensis, 1011 nucleotides long. RefSeq lists its product as uncharacterized. NCBI's taxonomy places the organism in Eukaryota, Viridiplantae, Streptophyta, Magnoliopsida, Ericales, Theaceae. The record is from RefSeq and is a predicted model, not a curated record.